GGCUAAUUGAAAAAUCGAAAACUGAAGCAGAUACAAUAGUUGCCAACGAACAAUCUACUUCCGAAGAAAUUGAAACUUUGAAAACAGAAAUUGAUCGAUUGAAACAAUUAUAUCAAUCCAAGGAUACUGCACAAUCCACAGAUACUGCACAAUCUUCAAAAUCCUCAGUGGAUAUUACAACUGGUAUACAAUCUAAAAAACAGAUAAGACGAUUUCUACCACCUGGAAUCCCUGCUUAUCCCUCAUUGAAACGAAAAAAGACAGCUACAGCAAAACACUGGGUUACUUUACAAUGAAUCCGGAUUUGAAAAAACAUAGUGCCUAUCUGACGUUACUCACUCAACCAGAAACUACAAAACAGCAACGCACAGCGUUGCUUAAAUCAAUGUCUCUGGGACAGUUGAAAAUCAUAUGUGAAAUCAUACUAAACAUUGGACUGAAAAAUAUAGAUAUGACAGAACAAGAAAAACAACAAUUAUCAUCCUACAAACCGACUUUUGAAUUUCUCUCUGAUAAACAUCGAGGUUGGAACAAGAAAAGACUUAGACUUUUGAAAAAAUCUAGAGUGUGCUACUUUUACUUAAACUAUUUCUUCCAAAAAUUAUAACAAAA
Messenger RNA from Owenia fusiformis, 612 nucleotides. The record is from the annotation of a GenBank genome assembly. NCBI's taxonomy places the organism in Eukaryota, Metazoa, Annelida, Polychaeta, Sabellida, Oweniidae.